AUGCGGGAACUCGAGAAAUUAAUCGAACCCGUACGAAAUAUUUUACAGAUGCUACAGGCAAUAAAGAAGAUCAUCGGAGACUUGGGAGCGACGGGCGAAGCGCCGGUAAAGAAGGUGGAUGACUACCUACGGCGACUAGGACCAUGCCUAGCUGCACUGAGGGAGUCGGGUAUCUCUGCAGCCCAGAGCUUCCAUCCUGGAGCUCCAAGCACAGUCAGCUCCACCUCCCUGGAGCAGCCAUUGGCAUCAACUCCACCUACUUGGAGCUCCAGUGUGGAAGCUCCGGGCUGCAGAGAAAUGUACUUGGGAGCAGGAAAGAAUGUGACGAGCACAAUCGUCAAGUCAUCGAUGGUGCUGAAAAACUGUGGACGGGAUUUGGCAAAUUAUAACGUAAUGGAAAAACCUCACAUUUUAGCUUUGCAGCCUGGGGACAAGUCUGGCAUCCACUCUGCCUUUGCACCGAUUAUUGAGAAGCAUUUCACAAUCAUCUCUAAUGAUGAGUUCACAAAAGACAAGCAACGCUGGGCAGACAAAGUGCAAGCCGUGUUUGUGUGGUGUGCUGUUCCUAAACUUAACAGGGACCUCCUGCAGGCCCUGCCCAACUUGAAGGCUGUAAUAAAUGGAGGCGUUGGAGUGGAUCAUCUUGAUAUCCCAUUGAUAUCCAGUUUUGGGGUAAAAGUAACCAGCACCCCAAAUCUGGUCAACAAUGCAACAGCUGAUUUGGGCAUGACCUUGCUACUGGCAUCUGCACGGAAGGUCAUACAAGUUCAUUUUGGCAGGAAAGAAGCAGAAGAAAAAGCUGUAGGCGCCCAUUAUUAUGAAAAAAUGGAUGACCUGCUGCAUGACUCUGACUUUGUGAUGCUGGUUGUGGACUUGUCUCCACAGACUUACCAUCUAAUUGGAAAAAGAGAGCUAAGCUUAAUGAAACAAACGGCCACCAACAUAAGCAGAGGUCUUGUGGUAGACCAGGAUGCUCUUUUUGAAGCUCUGAGUACAGGACUGAUCCAUGCAGCAGCUCUGGAUGUGACAUAUCCCGAACCCCUGCCGAGAGACCACCCACUGCUCAAGCUUGACAAUGUCCUUAUAUUGCCUCAUAUGGGAAGCCAUACCUACCAGACAACUCAAGUCAUGGUGGAAAGAAUGGUCGCCAAUGCCCUUGCGAUAUUGAAUGGCCAGCCACCACUUGAUGAGGUGAAAGCAUCAAAAUAAAACAAAAAGAGGAAAAGUAUGUUAAUGUUUUAUCAGUGACGUGAUAAUUUGUAAUUACUUUUUAACUUUUCCAUAAAUCAAUUUUGAAGGUACAA
This is a messenger RNA of Erpetoichthys calabaricus (reedfish), 1304 nucleotides long. RefSeq names its product probable 2-ketogluconate reductase. NCBI's taxonomy places the organism in Eukaryota, Metazoa, Chordata, Cladistia, Polypteriformes, Polypteridae. Gene Ontology annotation, molecular function: NAD binding; glyoxylate reductase (NADPH) activity; hydroxypyruvate reductase [NAD(P)H] activity. Gene Ontology annotation, cellular component: cytosol. The record is from RefSeq and is a predicted model, not a curated record.